Messenger RNA from Aureobasidium subglaciale EXF-2481, 1836 nucleotides. RefSeq lists its product as uncharacterized. NCBI's taxonomy places the organism in Eukaryota, Fungi, Ascomycota, Dothideomycetes, Dothideales, Saccotheciaceae. The transcript has 6 exons. The record is from RefSeq and is a predicted model, not a curated record. Gene Ontology annotation, biological process: transmembrane transport. Gene Ontology annotation, molecular function: transmembrane transporter activity. Bases 1 to 1836 code for a protein of 611 amino acids.
AUGGGGUUUUUGCAUGCUCUGGACAGGCCAUACAUCAAUCCUUUCUACCACUCUCAGGAAGAUGAAGAGCCCGAUGACGUCGUCAAGGAAGAAAACGGCUUGACAGCUUCCAGCAGUCCGAACAGCUUUGAGCCGCCAUACCAAGAAGACUAUGGACAUACGAAAAGCCCUGCAUCUGGGACUGGUGCCGCUUAUGCUGGAGAAAAAGUUGAUCCAGAUUACCAAGCCGGUGUUCAGAAAGCUGAGGGUGUCACUCUUGCAUGGAACAAGCGAGCGCUAUGGCUGACUUACAUCUGGAUUUACGUUGUGUAUUUCGAGAUUGCUCUCAUGAGUACCAUCACUGGAUACCUGGGUAACUACGCCAACGCCGAUUUCAGCACAUCGCAGCUGCUGUCAGUCAGUUCUGUGAUGAGCUCCAUCAUUGGUGGAGUGUUGCGUUUGCCGACUGCCAAAAUCAUCGAUAUUUGGGGUCGUGCAGAAGGCUUCUUCAUCAUGAUGUGUAUCUGUAUAAUCGGAUUGAUUAUCUUCGCCGCUUCGAACAACGUCCAGACGUAUGCUGCUGCAUCGGUCAUUUACUAUAUUGGCUACGAUGGCAUGUACUAUGUCAUGACGGUCUUCAUCGCCGACACCACAAGACUGAAGCACCGAAUUCUCAUGCUGGCCAUCUCUCAGACUCCUUUCAUCUGUACUGCUUUCACUACUCCAUAUGCCGUCUCAAGCUUCGUCAACGGAGCUGGCUGGAGAUGGGGGUAUGGUACCUUUGCUAUUGUCACUCCCGUCGCCUGCCUUCCUCUCUGCGGCGUGUUCUACUACUACCAGAGAAAGGCCGAAAAGCUGGGUCUUUACAAGCGCACCGAGUCACCUGCACGCGGAUGGUACGGAACUUUCACUCAUUACUUCGUCGAAUUUGACAUCGUUGGUGUCUUUUUGCUUGUUGCAGGAUUCGUCCUGUUCCUACUUCCUUUCUCCCUCGCAACUUCGGUCGCCGGACAGUGGAAGAGCGCAAGCAUCAUCUCCAUGCUGGUGAUCGGCUUCGUUAUUCUCUGCUUGUUCCCUGUCUGGGAGCGCUUCGGUGCAAGCAAACCCUUCCUGCCCUGGAUCAGACUGAAGGAUCGUACUGUCUUUGGUUCAGUGCUGUGCAUCUCCAGUCUGUAUGCCGCGUUCUACUGCUGGAACCUCUACUACUACACCUUCAACCAGGUCGUCCUUGGUCUCAACACUCGCGAUGCUACGUACAUGGGCGAAAUUUACACUGUAGGCUCUUGCUUCUUCGGAGUGAUUACCGGUAUACUUGUCAAGUGGACCAAGCGUUACAAGUGGAUUGCUCUCGUCUCCGUGCCGCUAUACAUGAUGGGAACCGGUCUUAUGAUCUAUUUCAGACAACCCGGAGUCGCUCCUCGCUACGUAGUUUGCGCGCAAAUAUUCGUGGCAUACGCUGGUGGAACUUUGGUACCUUGCCACCAAGUUGCAGCUCUCGCCGCGGGCACUCACGCAGACUUCGCCACGACUCUUGCACUCCUAUACCUUGCAUCAUCUGUCGGGGGCGCUAUCGGCGACUCCAUUGCGGGUGGCAUUUGGACCAACGUCUAUCCAGCUGAAUUGAACAAGCGCCUACCCGCCGACGUCGCGACCUCGGUCUACACAAGCUAUCUGAACGCUCUCGAGUAUCCUCCUGGUACCCCGACCAGAGACGCAAUUGGAGUUGCAUUCGGAAUUGCUCAAAGAGACAUGUGUAUCGCGGCCACCUCUAUCACUGCUCUCACUUUCAUCGCUGUCUGGAUCUGGCGCGACAUCAACCUCGGCAACAAGAAGCAGAUCAAGGGUGUUGUCGUCUAG